GUGGAGAAAUGCAGUCAUUCAGGUGUGUUCUAUUUAGUGAUGGAACAGUUGGAUAAGUCAUAUAUGUUAUCAUGUGAGGAUCAGACUGAUGCCCUUCAUUUCCUUUGUAGGAAAGCGGCAAUGAAAUGAUGAAAAAAGUUAUGAAUACAAUUGGGGCAGAAGGUCGAGAAAAAGUAAUCAGUCAUUUGAAUGCAGAUGAUUUUCAAAAAUUAAUGGAUUGUUUAGAAAGUGUGUGUGAAAUGACUGAUUUCAGGUCCAUGAUGAAAAAGAUAACACCUAUUAUCAAGAAAGUUAGUGGUGCCAAAGUAGCGUCUAAACUGAUGAGUAUGUAUAUCGGUGAUGGAAAUGAAAAAGAGAGCUCGAACAAGGGUGCUAUGGAUGCAGUGAUGACUCUCCCUUACUAUCACCCUGUCCCUGAUGGACUCCGUCCUGGGAUGGCUGUAUAUGUUCAAGGCGCAGUGCCCGAAGACAGCAAAGGAUUCUCUGUGGACUUCACCGUUGCAAAACUUCAAAGGGCCAAUAUUGCCUGUCACUUCAACCCUCGCUUCAAGUGGGGGAAUAAAGUUGUGUUCAACACGUUUGAGUUUCACAGGUGGAAGAAGGAAGAGAUCCGCAAGAUGCCCUUCCAGAAGGGCGAGCAUUUUGAGGCCAUCUUCAUUGUCACUGAGAUCGGAUACCAGAUCCUGGUGAAUGGGAAGCACUUCUACGUCUUCAGGCACAGAAUUCCAGCACAAGGUGUGCGGUUUAUUAAGGUUGAGGGAGACCUGGAGCUGCAGUCCGUGAAUGUGACGGCAGGACCAAUGGUAGAGAACAUGACAAGGACCUUUCCUGGAAUCUACCACUUAGCUCUCCCUCAUGAACAAACUGUCCUUGGUGGACUCUAUCCUGGGAUGUCUGUAUAUGUGAAUGGCACAGUGCCCGAAGACAGCCACAGCUUCGGAGUGGACUUUGCCUGUUGCCAGCAUCGGGGGGCUGACGUUCCCCUCCACUUCAACCCUCGCUUUUUUCAGGAGGAUCUUGUGCUCAACACGUUUCAAUCUGACAAGUGGGGAAAGGAAGAGAAACACCAGAAUCCCUUCCAGAAGGGCGAGCCUUUUGAGAUCAUCUUCACUGUCACCGAGACCGAAUACCAGAUCCAGGUGAACGGGAACCCCUUCUGCAACUACAGCCACAGAUUUCCACCACAAAGUGUGCAGCUCAUUAGGGUUGUUGGAGACCUGGAUCUGCAGUCCCUGAAUGUGACGGCAGGGCCAAAGAUGGAAAACAGAAUAAUGACGUUCCCUGCGAUCUACAACCCACCGGUGCCCUACACAGGCGACAUCCCUGGAGAUCUGGGGGCUGAGAGGACCAUCACAGUGCGAGGCUCUAUUCCAAAGAACGGCAAAAGGUUUGAAAUCAAUUUUAUGGCUGGCCAAGAUAUUGCUCUGCAUGUUGAACUUCGCAUGAAACCGUGGAGAGCUGUAGUACGCAAUAGUUUUUUGAAUGGCGACUGGGAAAAUGAGGAACGGAAAUUGACCUUUUACCCUUUCCAGCCUGGACAGGACUUUAAGCUCUCAAUCCACUGUGACAACCGUGAAUUCAAGUUUUAUGCCAACGACCAGCCCUUCUUCGACUACACCCAUCGCUAUGUCCCCAUCAAACAAAUCCGCACCCUGGAGAUCGAUGGAGAUGUGACCCUUUCUUACAUUAAAUACUAAGGGGGGAGAGAUCAGUAGUAGCAUAGACCCCCCCCUCUUCUAUCUCUCUUAGUCUGCCAGUAGAUUUAGAAUUCUGUUGAAUUUGAGUGGUCUGCCAGUUUUAAUCAAUCAAUCAGUCAAUCAGACACUCAAGAAUAAUUUAGAAUAUUAAGCAACAUUUUCAAUAAAGCAUUUGAUCAAGGAAUGCAGCAGGCUUACUUUUCUGCCUUCCGAAUUGGAUCUGUAGAU
This is a messenger RNA of Thamnophis elegans (Western terrestrial garter snake), 1925 nucleotides long. RefSeq names its product galectin-4-like. The record is from RefSeq and is a predicted model, not a curated record. Lineage: Eukaryota; Metazoa; Chordata; Lepidosauria; Squamata; Natricidae. Bases 126 to 1697 code for a protein of 523 amino acids. Gene Ontology annotation, molecular function: carbohydrate binding. The transcript has 18 exons.